This is a messenger RNA of Folsomia candida, 1279 nucleotides long. RefSeq lists its product as uncharacterized. Bases 336 to 896 code for a protein of 186 amino acids. The transcript has 3 exons. Lineage: Eukaryota; Metazoa; Arthropoda; Collembola; Entomobryomorpha; Isotomidae. The record is from RefSeq and is a predicted model, not a curated record.
UUUCCUUCCAUUGAAAAGCAAAUGCACUCUAAAUAAAUUCUAUAUAAAUUAAACUACAUUAAAUCCAGAGUACCGUUAACCGGAUAACAAGUAAAGUUUACUUUGGAUUUAGUGUAUGUUACUUAAUCUAUGUGGAUUUCAGAGCCAAAUCAAUUUUCAACAUUAUUUUUAAGAGUGAAGUAAGUAUUGCAUGUGCAAAUAAGCCAAAAAAUAAAAUAGGUACUCUUCACGGAAUACGUUGCAGUUUGAUAUUGCCAAUUGAACCACGGAGACGAUAAAAAAUAUAUUCUAUAUUUUUUCACACAUUUCUUCCUUCCUUAACGUAUGUUUGCAUAAUGCCUCACGUCUUAAUUUGUGGAUUACCUGCAUCGGGAAAACGAAGUCUGAAAAAUUUGUUAGAAUGCGUCCCAAAUUCUGCAAUAUCCUGCGAAUUAAUGCCGAUUGGACAACUUAAGCAAACUUUGACCAACCUAGACCCUAUUAUCCCCUCCUGUAUCAUCUACAUACUACGCCGCGGCCGGAUUACUGAUGCCAUGGACCAUUUCGCAGUGUCAGAUAGAAACUACAUAUUCAACACGACCCUUCCCACCAUUCUGUUUAUUAGUCAUUGUGAUUACCCAAGUCAUUACGGAUGGUGGGAAGAAAAUAAGAUUUUCGCCGCAAAAUUCGGCAUUAUCCCAACCAUCCCAGUAAUCCUUGGUUCGCUUCGCAAUCCAGACCAGUGUCGGCAAAUUGAACAAGGCUCCGUGGCCGCGGUACGGGCAGAGACAAAACGAAAAUUAAUUGACGCCAUCCGAACGAAUUCGGGGACGGAAUGGAUUCCUCCAAUGCAAAAUCAUCUAAGGAAUAAGUGGAAAUUUUGGGAAAGUUUAUAUUUACUUUUCAACUCCGGAUAGUAAUAGAGAAACAACGGAGAUUCACAUUAUUUCGGAGAACGAUACUUUUACAAUUGUUGCUUACUUAAACGAUUCCAAAAUUUGAAAAUCAAUCCCUUUCUUUUUCAGGCAAUUCCCAGCAUCAUUUUUAUAUAUUCGUAACCUCCUGCUACACUGGAAAGGGAUUUAUUUUAAUAGGAUAAUACACAACAAAUAUUUGUUACAGAUAUAUCCACUAAUUCCGGAAGUUUUUAUUCAUGUGUGUAAAAUUAUUUUAGCAGAAAACACUUUCAAUUGGUAUAAAUGGUUGAUACACUCUGUAAACGCACGUUACAAUCUUAAAAUCUGUUGAAUUUAAGGAAAUAAUGUACAUAUAAAUAAAUAAAUAUUUGUGAUAAUUCUGA